Molecule: messenger RNA, 1158 nt
Organism: Symbiodinium sp. CCMP2456
Lineage: Eukaryota; Dinophyceae; Suessiales; Symbiodiniaceae
Source: the annotation of a GenBank genome assembly
AUGCUCCUUCCGCUCCCGCAGGUCCUGUUGCCUGGUCAGCCAGACGAGGUUCGACAACGAGAGGAUGCUGCUCAGCGUGCAGAAGCCAUGCGAACUCAAGAAGCUCGGGUUGCGGAGGAGGCGCGCGUGGCAGAGGAGGCACGGCGAGCAGAGGAACGCAAGGUCGCCGAGGAAGCCAAGCGCAUGGAGGAAGAGAAGCAAGCAGAGCAAGCCAGGCUUGCGGAGGAAGCCAGGCUCAAGGAGGAAGCAAGGCUUGCGGAGGAAGCGAAGAGUGCGGAAGAACGACGACUCGCAGAAGAGGCAAGGCUCGCCGAAGAAGCGCGCAUGGCGGAAGAGGCCCGCAUUGCGGAGGAAGCGAGGCUCGCGGAAGAAGCACGCUUGGCAGAAGAGGCCCGAAUUGCCGAAGAAGCAAGGCUCGCCGAAGAAGCGCGCUUGGCUGAAGAGGCUCGGCGUGCGGAGUUCGAGGCCAAGCUGCGCGCGGAGAUGGAGGCGAAGGAGAAGCAAGUGAACCAGCGGGUUGACGGAGAUGGCUGCAUCACCUGGGAGGUCGACCUGAUGAAGAACGAAGGAGAGGCGUUUGGCUGGGGUCGGUUGGUUGCAGCUCUGCAGAGUUUCGAAGCCAUGUCGAGUCCUUUGAAGACUUGUGCUUGUGCCGCUGCUUCUGGCUCAGCUGUGGCACAUGCUGGCCGUGGACACAUGGACGCAAAGUCUUUGACAGACCUCUUAUCUGCGUUAGAUGGCGACUCUGCCGUGCACCUCAUCUUGGAGGUGUUGAAACUGCGACCAGCCCUGAGCCCUGCGGUUGUGGGCUUUGCCUGUCCGGCACUAACCUAUGCCCCCGCACGGGGGAUGAUGGAGCGUCGCUGCCGGGGUGUAGUGAGGCAAGUGGACCGCGCCCAGGGAUUCGGCUACAUCGCGAGCCCCGAAAUCGAGGCUACCUUCGGGAUGGACGUCCUCGUCCGCGAAAGCCAGCUCAGAGCCUUUCAGGCUGGUGACGAGGUAAGCUUCACAUGCGUCUUGAAUGAGGAGCAGAAGCCCCAAGCGUUCGAAGUUCUAACCGCAAAUGGGAUGCCACUUGCGGCCGUGGCGCCUGUGCCAGAAUGGACUGACUGGAACCACUGGGCGGACGGGAACGAUCCCAAAAAGCGCAGACUGUAG